AUGUUAGAAUCUGCUCGAGAAUACUGGAAAGGCUGGUUUGGUGGUAAAGACGAGCGUAAAAGUGAACAUGGGUCGCUUGAUAAGUGGAGGAACCGGCACUAUGCUCCAAAUGGACAGUCGAACGUAUCGAAACGGCUUCGUAAAAACCGAAAUACCAAGAGUUAUAGGAAAAGGGCCUACGAGGGGGAUAAUGGAACACAACAAUCUGGGACAGCACUGUGGAGUGCGGUGAAAAGCGUUUUUUCGCCAAAAGACCAGGAUCUGGAGCAAAUGCGUAACGCAUAUGCGGACUUCAAAUUGCCCCGGAACACAGAUAGGGCCAGAAUGAGUGCCCAGGUUCAACGACGUAUUGCAGCAAGCGCUGCUUUCAAACGCAAAGUCAUGGAAAAACAGCGCGAUGACAAGCUUCUGGAGCAACUGCGACGCGGCAGGAGUCGCGAGCCUAAGCAACAGCAACCACCACAACAACAACAUCUGCCCAAUUAUCAAAACGACCAGCUGCUGAUCUUGCAACAUAAAGUGGAAAGUUUGAAUGCCAAAGUUGGGUCACUAGAACGAGAUCUGCAGCUCACCCGCAAAGAACUGAUGUUUGCGCGCGAGAAAAAUGCUCUACUCGAGAGUCUCGUUAACGAUGCCAACGUGGACGACGAAUACGUGAAGUCUCGUCGUAGGAUCACUAACUUUCAAAAAAAUGACCUCAAACCAGAUUUUGGUGCCCUACCACCAUCGCCACAACGUGCGUUGAGUCCCUUAGUCACAUCGAGUCCCGUACGACUGCCCAACCUCGACGAACGCGAUGAUGACGGUGACGAAUUUGAUGACGAUUUUAAUGACAAUGCUAACUUCUACAAAGCACACCGAAAACCACACUCUCGCUUCUACGAGAAAUACCCAAGUAUACCAACAACAGAACCCAUGCAGAAAGAUCCAGAGAGCUCACUGUCGCCCAUCAGAGUUGAUCUGGCAAAGUACUCAAAUCGCUAUGGAUAG
Messenger RNA from Lachancea lanzarotensis, 990 nucleotides. RefSeq names its product LALA0S13e00518g1_1 (gene CSA1). Bases 1 to 990 code for a protein of 329 amino acids. The record is from RefSeq and is a predicted model, not a curated record. The transcript has a single exon. Lineage: Eukaryota; Fungi; Ascomycota; Saccharomycetes; Saccharomycetales; Saccharomycetaceae.